AUGAGCAGCGAAUAUGGUCCAGCCAAAGACGACGGCAUAAUAGUCCAGCGCAUACCCCGUACAGGAGCUCUAAAUUCAGAUCCAGCUCGCAGCUCGCAGUGGCCGACGGCACGAACCGAGCGCCCGCUAUGCCGCAGCACGCAGGAGCAGGAGCAACAGCAGCAGCCAGCCAGCCCUGUGCAUGACUUGGGAUAG
This is a messenger RNA of Penicillium cosmopolitanum, 195 nucleotides long. RefSeq lists its product as uncharacterized. The record is from RefSeq and is a predicted model, not a curated record. The transcript has 2 exons. Lineage: Eukaryota; Fungi; Ascomycota; Eurotiomycetes; Eurotiales; Aspergillaceae. Bases 1 to 195 code for a protein of 64 amino acids.